This is a messenger RNA of Mytilus californianus (California mussel), 521 nucleotides long. RefSeq names its product zinc finger and SCAN domain-containing protein 20-like. The coding region runs from base 1 to 519 and encodes 172 amino acids. The transcript has 2 exons. The record is from RefSeq and is a predicted model, not a curated record. NCBI's taxonomy places the organism in Eukaryota, Metazoa, Mollusca, Bivalvia, Mytilida, Mytilidae.
AUGGGUGGCUUGGGGUAUCUUCGGACGGCACCGGAAUGUAGACAGAGAAUUAAAACUCUUAAAAGAAACUACUUUAAUGCAAAGAACAGCAACAAAUCGAGUGGAAAUGGCAGAACAACUUGUAGAUAUUAUGAUGAACUUGAGGACAUUUUAGGAGGGCGCCCGGCAGUAACUCCACCAAAAGUUAGAGACUCCUCUGAAAACCAUAGCUCGAGAAAAAAUUCUUCUGUUGAAUGUAGUGAGCCGGAAGAUGAAGAUGCCUCUGGGAAAAUCAGAAAAAGUAAUGAGAGCCUUAUGGCUAUGUUAAAAGAACAGCAAAAAGAGUUUUUAUCAAAUGAAUCAAAGAGAUGGGAGGAAGAAAAGGCUCGAGAGGAGAAAAUGAGAAAAGAGGACAAGGAACAUGAGCUGAAACUAUUUUCUAUGUUUGCUACAAUUCUUAAAGGACAGCCAUCAUCCCAAAUUACAUCAUGUCAUGCAUCAUCAGUAUCGUCAUUCCCUUCUUCAUCAUUCCAGGAUUGAUC